GCCGCCCGGCCCUCCUCCGCGGGUCGGCGUGCGCGCAGCCCGCAGCCCCCGGCCCGGCCAUGCGCGGGGGGCGCAGCCCAGGGACGCCGCGGGGGUGAUGCCAGAAGGAGCCCGGCAUGCCGUACCUGGACCGACAGAACCGUAUCUGCGGGUUCCUGGACAUCGAGGAAAAUGAGACCUGCGGCAAGUUUCUGCGGAGGUAUUUCAUCCUGGACACCCAGGCCAACUGCCUGCUGUGGUACAUGGACAACCCGCAGAACCUGGCCAUCGGUGCGGGUGCUGUUGGAUCUCUGCAGCUGACCUACAUCUCCAAGGUCAGCGUUGCCACCCCGAAACAGAAACCGAAAACUCCGUUCUGCUUUGUUAUCAAUGCGUUAUCUCAGCGCUACUUCCUGCAAGCCAGUGAUCAGAAAGACCUGCAGGACUGGGUGGAGGCUCUCAACCGGGCCAGCAAGAUCACGGUGCCGAAGGGCGGUGGUGUCCUGCCUGCUGCAGAGAUCACGAAGCCCCCGGCGGUGCCGCAGGCGCAGGAUAGGAAGCCUCAGGUUGCCUACAAAACCGAGAUCAUCGGGGGCGUGGUGGUGCACACCCCCAUCUCCAUCAACCAGAAUGGAGGGGACGGGGCAGAGGGCAGCGACCUGGCCGCCCACCCGCUGCUGCGGCGCUCGCAGAGCUACAUCCCCGUCUCGGCCACCAAGCCGCCCGCCGGGCCCCCUGCCAUCAAGAGCGGCUACUGUGUGAAGCAGGGGAACGUGGUGAGUGCUGGGUGCCUGCGGGGUGGCUGGCGUUGGGCUGCUGCUUCCCCUGGCUCAGGGGUGCUCCGGAUGCCACCAGCAUGUCCCUGGCACGGGGAGAGCGCAGGGCCCCAGCACCGAGGGGUUUCCUCAUCUGUUUUCCAGAGGAAGAGCUGGAAGCGCCGGUACUUUGUCCUCGACGAAUUUUCCAUCAGUUACUACAAGUGUGAGCAGGACAAGGAGCCCUUGCGUUCGAUUCUCCUGAAGGAUGUGUGCAAGACCCACGAAUGCCUGGUCAAGUCUGGUGACCUCCUGAUGCGGGACAACCUCUUUGAAAUCAUAACGAGCUCCAGGACCUUCUACAUCCAGGCGGACAGCCCCGAGGACAUGCACAGCUGGAUCCGCGCCAUCGCAGGGGCAGUUCAGGCCCUGAAAACCCGCCCGAGGGAAAUCUCCUUCAUGAGGUCCUGCUCCAUGACCAAGCCAGCCCCUUCCCAGCAGAGGCAGCCGGCGGAGGAGAGGAAAGCGCUUUGCAAAGCCCCCUCGACCUCCUCCUGGCAGCCGUGGACGCCGGUGCCCCAGGCGGAGGGGAAGCAGCCGGCGCUGGCGGAGGUGCCCGUGCAGAUGAGGGACGCGCUGUUUGUGCCGGCAUUCACCGAGCGCGAUGUCAGUGCUGUGCCGGGCCAGCGCCUGCGGCACAGGUCGGAGCCGCAGCACCUCAAGGAGAAGUCCUUCGCCUUCGACCUGGACGAUGAAAGCAUCCGGACCUCCGACGUCUGACGGCGCCGAGCCACGACGCGGCUGCAGGGCGCGGGGACUUUGGGACGCGUGGCCGCUGCCGCGCUGGUGGGGCUGGAUGAGCUGGUCUCCUCGGUACUUCUGCCCAGCCCUUGGGACCUAGCCUGCCCCGUCGCCUCGGCUGGGACGAGAUUUGGCUCCUUUUCUCCACCGCCACUCCUUCACGCGGCGCUGGGCUGGGCCAGACACACUCCCUGGUGCCUGUGCUCCGCUGGGAGAAGUGGGGCUCCCGUCCUGCUCGCCCCUUGGUUGUGUCUCGAUGAGCCCGGGGGCCGUGGUCUGGCAGCGGCUGGCUGAGGUAGUUUGGGGUUUUGGCAAGCCGCCUCCACCCCGGGCGCUGCGUGCCUCCUGCACGGGGUGGGAAGCGCCAGCUCCCCACUGCCCAGUGGGGGGGUGUCCUCUGCAGCAAAUGCAUCAUUUCUCCCCAAAAACAGCCCUGGAAGAAACAGCAGGAGGACUCAGAAGCAGGAAAGGGGGGGAGUGAGGUGGCCUUUCUCGUUUCUGGAUAAAUGUUUUUCUCCCCUUUUGUGCUGCUCAGUCUUCCCCCGGCACAGCCAGGGAGCCGCACCACGGUGCAGCUGCGCUCGGAGCAGGAGAAGCGCUGCAACUUUCAGCGCUGAUGACAUUUUUUCCAGGAGACCAGCUCUUUACCCUGCUCGACUAAUGGUGUAUUGGCAAAUCUGUUUGCUUUUAAUUCCUUCUUUUUAUAUCUGUCGCCACUGCUAAGCUCCAGCAGACUCCCUGCUCAAAGCCCUCUGCAAGGUUUUAGUGAUUUUUAAAUGGGAGCUGCUUCUGGGCAGGCUGCCGGUGCCGCAGCGACUGGGGGGCAGGAGUAUCCUCAGGUAUGUCUUCAGUUCUGCACUGCAUGCAUUUAGGCACCAAAGAGACGUGCCUGAGUGGUGAAGUGCUUUUAAGAAAAAGCAACAAAAGCCGAGUGUUUAAUGAAACUCGGAAGACUCGUCCAACUGGCCUGUUACCCGCCUUGAAAUGAAAAUGAGCAGAACCUUUUUAAGCAAUGUGAGCCGGCCAUUUCCAUAACCAAAUAGGCUCAUGUAGGAGGUGUGACAAAUAGCACAUAGAAAAUUGAAGUGAGAUUGUCCGAUAUCUUCACCCCAACUACGCCUGUGUAAUGCCUUGGACACCGAGAAGCAGCACGCCGUUCCUGGCUGCUCACUGAGGGCAAUAGCUUGCGUGGCUGUGACUUUGUGAAAGCUGCAUCCAGCCCAUUGAAGCCUAGGUGCUGCUUCAGCCUCAUUUCGAGGGUCCCUGUCCAGGCCUGAAUCACACCCAGAACGAGGAUUGUGCCAUCUCUGUUCCUCCGGAUAUCUCUGAGCCGAGUGCACCCCCCCCCCAGUGCUCGCUGGAACCGAGCUGCCCCCGACACAGGCACGCUCACUGCUGUCUGAUAAACCAGGGUGGCAAGUGUGGGAACUGCACGGCAAGCCUAGCAGUGCAUGGAGGGCUCUGGAGUUAGCAAGGCUUCCCUUCACUAUGUACUAGUUGUUAUUUUUUUGUCAUUACGUGUUCUAUGCUUUGCAAAAUCUGCUUAAUGUGCUCCCCAGAAGCAAAAACGCUGAUUUGUCCCUGCCCUUUCCAGGUCUCCAGCUGCUUAACAGCUGUGCUUUAACCCAGCUCAGACUCGGCCUGGGAUCGAGUGGGGUUUUAUCACCGCCAAGCUCCGAGAUGUUGGUUAGCCCCGCUGAUCUGAGCGGGAUCAGAAUCGCCUCCUCCUGCAUCCAUCUCGUUCAGCCGAGCUCUGCUGGCAGUCCCCAGCAGAAGCAGCUGCUGGGCUGGACAGGGUGGGAAGGCUGGGUGCAGGCCCACGGCCCUGCCUCGCCGCACAUCUCCGUGAGGUUCGGGGGUCUGCCGAGCGCUGGUGUUGGAGACGAGGCCCAGAGGGGAAUUUUGUAGCUUGGCCGUGCCCUGCGGGUUUUCUCUCCUGUCCCUUCGCACCAGCCUGCACCAACCGUGCUCUGUACAGAAAGCGUGGUCGCUUUGGGGAGGCUUUGUGCUCAGGCCUGCACCUUUGUACCCGCGGCAGGACGGGGACGCGUGGCUCCGAGGAAGGGGAGGCAGUGGCAGUGCCUGGGGCAGGCGCGGUCUGAAUGUAGAGGCGUUUUCGUUUUUCACGGAAUCAGUUGACCAACACGUGACUUGAUAGCAGUAUGUUGUCAGAUGGCAUUAUUUUGCUUUCCCGUGGUCUGUUCUAGUCCACGAGGAGCAGCUAAAGGUACACUUUAUACAGCCUGCGUGAGGCGGCGAAUGGGGCCUCCCGAAUCCGGUGGGCGAGAGUGGCUCAAAGGGGUUUUGUGUGGGAAUCCUGGAGAAAAUUGAAACUAUGAAAAUGAGUGGGAAUCGAUGCAAAUGUUACUGGGAGAAUGUUAAUAUUUGUUAUUUAAUUGUAGAAACCUAGGUUAUGCUCUUCCUUUCCCUUUUUGCUUUAUUUGCACUAGUGUUUGAAUUUUUUUCUCUAGGCUGACUUGCUGUUUGGCUAGUUAGAUGUUCUCUUUCAAAAAAUGUUUUAAUAAUUUGGUAAGACUAUCAAUCAUAAAGUUACAGCACUUAGUGAUAUCAGCACUCUGACGUCAUUUCUGGAAAACAUUAAAUGCACAGGGACGAUGGUUACUUUGUGCAAGGCUUCAAAAACACAGAGUACCAAGUAUUUUUGUUGCUUGAUAAUUGCAAAGUUUCCUCGGGCCUGGGAUGGUAAAGCAGAAGCUUGUUGCGCAAUUACAGUUAAUUAUCCAGGAGGAGAAGCUACCAGUGGCUCCAGUGCGGUUGCAACAUUCUCGUUUCUCUCAUUCCCACCCUCCCUCCGUCUUCAGGACAGCGUGACGGCCUCGGCGGUGGCACGUGAAUGUGGGACUAAAGCCAGCGUGCUCAGAGCCAGCCCGAUCCAUGAUGGUGAUCCCCUUCCGCAGGUGGGGUACCGGCGGGGAAUUUCUCUCCUAUCCCAAGGACAGACAGAAACACAGCCAGACCUCGAUCGGUGCCCCGCGUCCUGUAGGUUUGCCUCUUGGCACUCUGGUGAUGGGGUGAAUGCAUUGCCCUGGCAGCUGCCCCGUGUCCAGCGUGGGCCCCUUGGGAAAUGAAGUUUGUGCCAAGUUUUCCCUGCUUUAGUAGAGAGUGCGGGUUUAAGGUGUCUUGUACAGAAAGAGUGAAGUGAGGAAUGGGUUUGCUUUUUCUGUAUGAAAACUCCCAAAUGGUUUCAGCCAUCGGUCAGUGCUGGCUACAUGCUCCAAGUGCUCUUAGGGACCGGGAUCCCUCGCUGGGCGAUGCUCCACAGCCCGUGGUGUCGAUCGUCUGCCUCUCGCGUGUAAAUGCUGGCUGCAGGAGAUGGAACUCCCUUUUUUUGCCCUGUGUUUUUAAAUAAAGAAAGAAAUCCCAGUUGCUUUUC
Cygnus atratus (black swan) is the source of this 4929-nucleotide messenger RNA. It is a transcript of the gene PLEKHA2, whose product is annotated as pleckstrin homology domain containing A2. Gene Ontology annotation, cellular component: cytoplasm; membrane. The record is from RefSeq and is a predicted model, not a curated record. Gene Ontology annotation, molecular function: PDZ domain binding. The transcript is spliced from 11 exons. NCBI's taxonomy places the organism in Eukaryota, Metazoa, Chordata, Aves, Anseriformes, Anatidae. Bases 117 to 1514 code for a protein of 465 amino acids.